Messenger RNA from Spodoptera frugiperda (fall armyworm), 4918 nucleotides. RefSeq names its product E3 ubiquitin-protein ligase CHIP (gene STUB1). The transcript is spliced from 7 exons. Gene Ontology annotation, cellular component: cytoplasm; Z disc. The coding region runs from base 218 to 1081 and encodes 287 amino acids. NCBI's taxonomy places the organism in Eukaryota, Metazoa, Arthropoda, Insecta, Lepidoptera, Noctuidae. Gene Ontology annotation, biological process: positive regulation of proteolysis; cellular response to misfolded protein; proteasome-mediated ubiquitin-dependent protein catabolic process. Gene Ontology annotation, molecular function: ubiquitin protein ligase activity; protein-folding chaperone binding. The record is from RefSeq and is a predicted model, not a curated record.
CACUGUUCUUGUCGUUGACUGGCUUGACUGUCAAAAACAAAAAAUGCUAAUGUCAAAGGCUGACAAACAUAUUUUUCUAGAAGAAAAAUAAUUACAAGAUAUUUUAUUCAAUUGUGUACGAAAAUAAUAUUUCGUAAACUUUUACUAGUUUACUUAAGGCGAAUAAUGAUAUAUGUGAUUAAAUAGGCUUGAACGAAGUGCGGAUAUUGCUAGAAAAAUGAGUAAACAUACGUAUACCACAGCGAACCUCACCGAUAAAGAGCUGAAGGAACAGGGAAACAGAUUGUUCAGCCUAAGGCGCUUUGAGGAUGCUAUGAACUGCUAUACAAAGGCUAUCAUAAAAAACCCUUCAGUAGCGACAUACUUCACAAACCGUGCACUGUGCCACCUGAAGAUGAAGAGAUGGGAGGCAACGUGCCAGGACUGCCGCAGAGCUCUUGACAUAGACAAUAAUCAAGUGAAAGGCCAUUUCUUUUUGGGACAAGCAUUGGUGGAACUGGACUGUUACGAUGAAGCCAUUAAGCAUCUGCAUAGAGCGAAUGACUUGGCGCGUGAACAGAAGUUAAACUUCGGCGAUGACAUCGCCGCACAAAUCCGUAUAGCGAGGAAAAAGCGAUGGAACGUACAAGAAGAGAAGAGAAUAGCGCAGGAGAUCGAACUGCAGUCUUAUUUGAAUAGGUUAAUAAAUGAGGAUAUGCAGCGUAGAAUAGAAGCAUUAAAAUUAGAAGCUAAUAACAAGGACGAUGUUAGUAGUAAGGCGUCUAAAAUAGAGGACGAAUGUAAUAACUACAGGAGUGAAUUAAAUAUACUAUUUUCUAAAAUGGACGAAAGAAGAAGGAAACGUGACGUGCCGGAUUAUUUGUGCGGCAAGAUCAGUUUCGAGAUACUGAACGAGCCGGUGAUCACGCCCAGCGGUAUUACUUAUGAGAAGAAAGACAUCGAGGAACAUUUGGAGCGUGUCGGGCACUUCGACCCGGUGACUCGUGUGAAGUUGACAGCGGAUCAAUUAAUUCCUAACUUCACGAUGAAGGAGGUUGUGGACGCGUUCCUGCAGGAGAACGAGUGGGCGCUCGACUACUGAGUACUUAGUACUGAGUAUUGAGUAUUGGGCUCAUCUCUAUGUACUCGUGUCGUUGUCUAGGUAGUUAUGUAUGUGUGUUGUUAUGUCCAUGUGUUGCAGUAGUACCCCGACUUAAUGAUGGUUGAAUGAAAGACAAGAGCUCUAGCUGUUUAAAAUGUGCAUGACGAAUGUAACGGAUUGAUGAUACUGCUAUGCAAUAAUUAUACAUUUUGGUCGAUGUCCAGUAUGUGAGACGGGUCUUUGAGGAGGAUUUUGAUGUCAAAUGACAUCUUAUUUUACCACCUACAUUUUGAGCUCGCUUAAAAGUACUGUUACAAUAAUAGUUGCCACAUCAGUAAAAUUCUCUUAAGUCGGGGUAUUACUGCUUACAAAUGUGUCCGGUUCCAUUCACGUGCUCGUUUCAUGUUAGCCCGUCUAGUUUCGAACUAGAUAGGGGUCCUAAAUCAUGAACUUUCGGCUCAGUUCGUCCGAGAAUACGGUGUUAAGUUAAAUGAAGAAUGGUAAUAUUAGGAGGAUCAAAGUCAACAUAGAUCAUAGGUAUAGGUCGCUGUGGCAAAUUCGACCAUAAACCUUUGACUUUAAAGCCGCUUCUUUAUUAACCGAAUUACACGACGCAAAAAAACUUAAAGUAGAAAUGUAAUUGCAAGCAAUAGACACCUAUGAAUAAAUAUAGUGCAUUAGAAAAUUAAGCUCUGUAUGAUUGGAAUAAUAAUAAUGUAAUGUUUGAGAUAGCCAAUUUAUUAUAGCCAAAGUUGGCUCGUGUAGCCUUAAAUAAACAAACUUGUCUUAUACUACGAUAGUAUGUAACAAACGUGGUCCUUUUAACUUAAUUAAUAAGGUAAACAUAAAUAGUCCAAAUCGCUAGAAAAAAAGUAAUUAUGUCACAUGAAUAUAAGGAAAUGAGCUUGCUAACAACACCAUUCAUAGAUUUUGUACUGUAAUCCUUAGGAAUAAAGGUUAGUUUUCCCUGUCUCUAUAUUAAUUUAGUACCUUAGAGUGGCUUGUUAUAGACUUUUAGCUCAAUUUCUCGUGUUACUCCCAACUUCUUCUAAACGUAAAUACAAGCUAAUCUUGCAACGGACAUGUACAGUCAGCAAAGUUAAUUGGUAUGCGAAUAAUAAACAGUACAAAGACAAGAGCUCUCGUUACGCUUUAUAACGAAGCCGAACUUUUUGUAUGAGUAUUGCCUCAAAAUUGAAUAAAUCUUUAUUUUCUUUCCUUUAUACCAAAUAGCUUGGUUGACUGUACAGUCUGUUUUUGCCUCAAGUAGUAUCUAUUCGCUCACAAAUACGAAGCACUAUGCACAAAAUGGACUAAAAUUCUCUUGCCUUCUAUAGAAUAAUAUACCUAUUUAUACUUACUAUAAUUACAUCGUUUACAUACUCCAAAAUUAAGAUAGAACGAAAUAUGUAAUGGAAACCGCUUGAAAAAUGUACUCUCCAAUGGUGAAUAAGAUGAAAACUAAGUCACAAAGUAUGUUGAAAACAGUUUAAAUUAUAGUUUGUCAAAGUGUCUUAAACCAGUCAGUUCUGUCAGCUACAAUCGGAUUGUUUUCAUUGGUUGAUAAUAUCACGGAAAAAGCCAAGAGGCCCAUCCAUUAGUUAUGAAUGAAAUUUUUUACGUUUCAUGAGAUCGAAACGAGGUAGCGAUCGGCGUUCUGAUUGGUUGUUUUUUGAGGCGGCCAAUCAGAGGGCCGAACGUGCUCUCGUUUGGAUUUCGUUAAAACGUGAAGCAAACUCGUACUAAGGGUACGCACUCGUGGUCCCUGACUUCUGGCCUCCUAAUGGAAAGAGCUAUGGGUUAAGGGUUUCUUUGCGCGACAGUAUCCUGAAGGAAUUAUUAUUAUCUGUUACAUUUUCUCCGGGUCUGAUAGGGGCAUUUCGUUUUGUUCACAAGCUCUCAUUAACUCUCAUUUGGAAAUUUCCCUCUCAUUGAGUUUUGAUGUUAGGUACAUCUGAAUGUUUUCAAUGAGCGUUCUUUCAUCAUUAUUUAUAUAAAUUAAUUUUGACUAACUAAUUAAUUAAACAUUAUAAUGUAAUUACCUAUUUCUAAACUAUCCAUCUUUCAUAAAUUGAAAGUUUUUAAUAGUUUAUAGUAAAUAAUUUUCGGAGUGUUUCCUUACAAUAUGUUUUAUGGAGUUUCUUAACAAAUUCCUUAUUUAUGUAGUUCGUUAUGACUUUUAUGAAUACCAUAAUUCUAUUUGUCUCUGGUACUUUAAUAUAUAACUUCACAAACCCAUGCAUUAUAUAAUGGUAUUGAUGUGUUUACCUACUCUUUUUAUGCUAAUUCUUUGUAUAUGAAUAUUUUCAAAUAAUUCGUGUUAUAGUAAUAAUUAGUAGUCUUAGUUGCGCUUUUCAAUUGAUUGUAUUAGAGAUCUCAGCGAUAAGAAAUGCAGUAAAGGGCUAAGGUAUUCAAGUAUAAAACGACAAAAAAAUUAAUAUGGGAAAAUUUUGUUUGUUUUAAUGCCUUCUUUAAAAUAAAAUAUUGAGUGAAAUUGUUUUAAUAAGAAGGCACCUUAUUUUUUACAACAUUAAACUGAGUUUUUACGAUAUCGUAAUUCCAUUGUUUAUGCAAUAUUUCAAUAAAAUCUUCGUACUUCUUUUAUAGACUGUACUGUGUACUAAAUGAUUUGCAAAUGUUGUCGAUAACAAAAAACAUCUCUUGUGUUAAAACACUGAAUCUGUUUUGCCAGCAAUUCUCACCAGAGUUGAAUCGCAUUUAAGCGACAGUCGACUGAGAGUAUAGAAGAGAAAGGAUACUUUUCGAUUCAAUUUGUUGAAUGAUAGUGUCAAUGGUUUACGGCUACCAUUUUUGUGCUCACCAGAGGGCGCUAGUGUAGCUUUAGGUCAUGUUUGUUCAAAUAUUGUGAAAGUUCAAUGACUGCCAUUAGACCUCUCGCUACAUUUGUGAUUCUGGCGAUAAACUCACUCGAGGUACACCAUUGAAUUUUCUAUUGACUAAAUUAGACUAGUGACUACACUAUUUGGACCAUCAGCCCAGACCAGAGAGCUCACUAUAUCUAAGAAGUUCGUAUAAUGUCUACCGAACAUAAAUGUUGAUUAAUUCAUGUUAUUAUUGUUUUUAAAUGUGAUAAAAUGUACCUAGUAAGUAGUUAUUGAUAAUGCGAUUGUAUUCUAUUAAUUAGUGAUUAUUUUAUCGAUUCGCUGCUUUCAUUAAGUUUAACAAAUCAUGCAUACUUUAGUAGUUGUGUCGCAGUACAUCAUAAGCGUGCAAGGUUUGCUAAAAUUAUAUUAGUAGAUAAUUUAAGUUUAAAUUUAAUAUAUGGCUGUUUAAAUUGUCUAAAUUAUAAUAAUAUAUGUCAGCAAAUGUAGAUUUGGUACUUACAAAAUUUUUAGGUUAUAUUGUUUGAACCAAUAAAUGGUAUUUACAGGAAUUUUGCAAAUAAAAUUGACACAGCAUUAUUAUAGUCAUAAAGUAUUUAAUUUUUGAUUGGUAAGUAAUGGUAGGAUAUUAUUGACGCAUGCCAACAUUUGCGUUAUCUGUGGUAAUGUUGAAACGAAUGUAGCGCCAUCUGGGCUUGUUGUUAAAAGAUUGGUCCACACUAAAUGAACUGGUAUUUACAAUGACAAUUGUUUGAAACUACUUAUCCUCUAAUCAACUCUGGACUUGAUGUGAUGGAUUGUUAUUACGAACUGAAAAAUACUACAAAGAAAUAGUUAUUUAGUUUGCCCAGUUUCAUUUAGCGCGGGCCAAUCUUAUUGGUGUUUGUUGUAAGUGUGAGAUUAUGGUACAUUGGAUCGCUAGAGGAACAGAUUCACUUGUAUGUCGUAACCAGACACUUGUAAUAAGUUACGUUUAAGUAAAUGUUAUUUUGUA